CCAAAAGGCGUGGCUUCAUAAGGAGAACAGAUAUCACGAUACAGUCCCGGUUUUGUUUGCAUUUAAACUCUUCCUGUAGUCGUGUUUUAUCCUCUUUUAUUCACUCAAAAUGAAUAGUCACCUUAGAGUAAUAUACUGUGUAGUUGCAGUUUUAGUCAUUUCAAAAUCAGUUUAUAGUGAUAAUAAAAAAUCAGACGAACAAGAAACGGGUUUACAAGAAAAAAUCAUCUACACCGGAGAUCAAGUGUUAAGGGUGGAACAAGUUAAUUCAAAACAGAGGAAAAAGAUUAAAGAACUUGAAACACAAGGGCUGGUCCAAAAAUGGUUUACUACUCCAACGUCGGUAGAUAUUAUGGUGAAGAACGACAACAAGGUAUUUGUAAAAAGCGCAUUAACCAAUGAAUCGUUACCAUAUAAUAUAUUUAUCGAAGAUAUACAAAGAGCUAUAGAUGCAGAAAACCUUCCAAUGAGCGAUGACGAUGACGAUCAAUCUGGCAGAAAAGCGCACAACUUCACAUUUGAAAAUUAUCAUAAAGUAAAAGAUAUAUAUUCGUACAUUGAUUACAUAUCUCAAGAAUAUCCGAGUAUAGUGGAAGUUGAAAAUAUUGGUUUGUCCGUUGAUGGCACUCCGCUAAAAAUCAUUAGAAUAAAACCUAAUCAAAAUACAACUGCAGCCGAGUCUAUUUGGAUAGAUGGAGGAAUACAUGCACGAGAAUGGAUUGCUGUGUCUUCAGUGUUGUAUUUAGUUAACGAACUAGUGUAUAACCAUGAAUCUUUGGAACCUCAUAUGAAAAAUAUAGAGUUUCAUAUUCUACCAAUAGUAAAUCCAGAUGGAUAUAAUUAUUCACAUGAAAGAGAACGUUUGUGGCGCAAAAACCGUAAUAAAAAUCAAGGUAGUAGCUGUUUUGGAGCAGACUUAAAUCGUAAUUGGGCCUAUCAUUGGGGUGAAAGCGGAGCAAGUAGAUACAAGUGUUCAGAAAUUUAUCGUGGCUCAAAAGGAGGAUCCGAACCAGAAACUCAAGCUAUUGUUCAAUACAUCAUGAAAGAAUCCAGUAAAUUCAAGGGAUUCUUAACAUUUCACAGUUAUGGCCAAUAUAUCCUGUAUCCGUGGGGAUAUGCUAAACGCGUACCUUCUGAUCAUGUAGAAAUACAUAGAGUUGGACAAGCAAUGGCCUCGGCAAUAAAACAAGCAACAUCGAUGGUUUACACUGUAGGAAAUAGUGCAGCACUCUUAUAUCCGGCUGCAGGAGCAUCUGAUGAUUGGGCAAAAGGAGUAGCAAAAAUUAAAUAUUCUUAUACAGUAGAACUGAGAGAUACGGGCAAAAAUGGUUUUAUUUUGCCUUCAUCAGAAAUAUUGCCAGCUGGAAAAGAAGCUUAUGCCGCUGUUUCAGCGUUAGCUAAGGAAAUUAGUUCAGAAAUUUCUAAGGAUUUAUGAUAUUAUAAAAAAGAAAAAAGAAUGAUCAAUGAAAAUAUCAUUACCUUAGAUGUCAAAACAUUGUUGAAUGGAAGAAUUGAAAUAUUGUCAUCCUCGCAGUUUGUUAUAGACUUGUUCAUACUGAGGCCCCCUAAUAUUUCAAAAAUAUAUAUAAUAAAUUAAUUAUUGGUGAAUUUAAUUUUUACAAUUUAGAGCUAAUAAAGUAUUUUUUAGAUGCAAUUAUUAAAAUUACAAAAAUAACUUAACUCUUUGAAGGGCAAGAAAUGUCACAAAUAAAAGACUCAAGGACCAAGCUAAAAACGAUAAUAUCAGAAAAAUUAUUGGAAAAAAAAUUAUAGGACACAACUGAGAAAUCAAAAAAAUAAGUAACCGCAUAAACAAUUAAAAAAAAAUAUAUAUAUAUAAGUGAUUACCUACUUUAACCACCUACUCUACAGGUCCAUAACAAAAGUGGGUUAUAUUUGAACCACCUCAUUGAGUUAAAAUAAAUAUACAUCUUACAAAACCAUUACAUUUUUUUCAUAGAAUUAC
Adelges cooleyi (spruce gall adelgid) is the source of this 1966-nucleotide messenger RNA. RefSeq names its product carboxypeptidase B-like. The coding region runs from base 110 to 1435 and encodes 441 amino acids. The transcript is spliced from 6 exons. The record is from RefSeq and is a predicted model, not a curated record. NCBI's taxonomy places the organism in Eukaryota, Metazoa, Arthropoda, Insecta, Hemiptera, Adelgidae. Gene Ontology annotation, molecular function: zinc ion binding; metallocarboxypeptidase activity. Gene Ontology annotation, biological process: proteolysis.